CCCAGCCCGGCGUGGGCUUUGCCCAAACCCUCCCGGCCACCGACGCUGCUGCUGCUGUUCCCGCAGGUGCCCGAUAGCGUCUUGCUGUCCACGGCUGCCCUCCUCCCGCUCAUCCCCCAGCUCGCCAAGGUCCUCCCCCGCUCUCUGCCGCUGGAGCUGCGCGUGUGGGUGGCCAAGGAGCCGGUGGUGGCCGUGAGGGGCAGAAGAGCCACUGCCACCCUCAAAGCCUUCAUCGAAGUCUUCAGUCCCGCCCUGCAGUCCUCCCAGAAGCCCCUCUUCUCCCUUGACACGGACGUUGUUCUGAACAUCAUCCCAUCGGUCUCCGACGGCAGACUGCAAACCUCCCUGGCUCUCAACAGCAUCAACCUGACGCGGGCACCCCUGGGACUUGACCCUCUCAGUGUCUCCCCCCUCGCAGACUGGCUCAAGCAGGUCCUUGAGGCUGCAUACGUCCCUGCCAUCAACGAUGCUUUGCAUGUGUCAAUCCCUCUGCCCAACAUUCUCAAAACCAGCCUGAAGAAGGUCGAGGUUGACAUCAUUGAUGCAGACGACUCUCCCGACCAGAACGCUUUAAAAAGGUCCUGCCAGCACCGCAGCUCUCCCAGCCGAGCAGAAGACACCAUGCCACCGGCCCUGGGCUUCGCCCUCUUGUACGCCCUGCUGACCCCGUCACUGAGCCAGCCAAAAGAUGCCGUCCUCAGGCUCAGUAAAGGUGUUUUAAGCGAUGGUCUCCUCGAUGUGGCAGGGAUCCUUGGUGGCCACGGUGGCCUUCUUGGCAGAGGAGGGCUUCUGGGCAAUGGAGGGCUGCUGGGAGACGGCGGGAUCCUUGGUGGCCACGGUGGCCUUCUUGGCAGAGGAGGGCUUCUGGGCAAUGGAGGGCUGCUGGGAGACGGCGGCCUGCUCGGCAUCCUCGGGGAUGGAGGCUUGCUCAGCACCACCCAGGGGCUCACUGGGCUGAGGAUCGUGGAGCUGACGCUCCCCAGGGUGUCCCUGCGGCUCCUGCCUGGCGUCGCUCCCUUCCCCUCACGCAGCCUCCUGGGUUUGCUCGACAUCGCAGUGGAAGUGAACAUCACGUCGAGGGCCAGGCUGACCAUGGACAGCACGGGCUACCCCAAGCUGGUGGCAGAAAGAUGCGAUACCCUCCUCGGUGGCAUUGAAGUCAGACUCCUGAGACGCCUGCUCCCAGUUGUGGAUAAUUUAUUGGCAAGUGUCCUGAACAGACUUCUUCCUAAUCUGCUCUGCCCGGUGGUCGACGUCGCCUUGGGACUGGUCAACGACCAGCUGGGUCUUGUGAACUCACUGGUGCCCCUGGGUUUGCUGGGCAGUAUCCAGUACACCGUGUCCAGCCUUCCCCUGGUAACCGGACAGUUCCUCGAGGUAGACUUGAACACGGUCGUCGGGCGGGUGGCAGGGGGCCUGGUGGACUACCCGCUGGGAAAGCCAGAAGCUGUCCCCACGCCACCACGGGUCCCUGUGCCACCCCUGCCACCCAUGGCGGACACCAGCUCCUCCCAGCUGGGCCUCUCUGUGAACUUCCUCGGCUCGGUGCUGUCUGUCCUGCAGAAGGAGGGUGCCCUGGACCUGGACAUCUCCACCGGCAUGUUUCCUGAGCUCCCGCCACUAACGACGUCGACCCUUGGAGCCCUCGUUCCUGCGGUUUUCAAGGCAUACCCUGAGUCACGCGAAUUGCUGCUGAGAAUUGCAGUCCCUGAAGCACCGGUGGUGACCUUAAAGAAAAACAAAGGUGUGAUCCAGCUCACGGCUACAGCAGAGGUGGUGGUGAUCCACCCAGAUGGCGUCCAGAAGUCUCUCUGCCUUCUGAGUAUCGACACCUCCCUGCUGGCCCGGUUUUCAGUCGAGGACAACAAACUGAAGAUCGGCGUCAGUCUGGAGAAGGCUCAUCACUCCUUGGUGUCUUCGUCCGUCGGUGAUUUUGAUGUCUCGCUCCUGGAGAUGCUCGUUGGCCAGAUUUUCGAUGUUGCCUUCCUGCCUGCAGUGAACCACAUGCUGGGAGCAGGGAUCCCCCUCCCCAGGCUGCUGAACAUCGACUUCACCAACGCGGACAUCGCCGUCGUCGAGGACCUCAUCGUGCUGUCGGUGUGA
This is a messenger RNA of Leptosomus discolor (cuckoo roller), 2103 nucleotides long. The record is from RefSeq and is a predicted model, not a curated record. NCBI's taxonomy places the organism in Eukaryota, Metazoa, Chordata, Aves, Leptosomiformes, Leptosomidae.